UUUUGUUGCUUACCGCGCGCCACCCAGACGUCUGCCACUGAUCGGUCCGUCUCCAUUCUCAUUCUCCACUGCCACCGCCCCACGAAUACCCGCCGCCCCCUUUCCGCGUCUCCUCCUCCUCCUCCUCUUCCUCCUUUAUCCCCCGUCGUUGCCGUGGGGAUCGGAUUUUCUCCGCCUUCAGGGAGGCGUGCGCGCAAGGGGUCGGGUCGAUCGAUCGAGAGAGCGCAGGGAUGGCGGCGGCGGUGAGGGUGGACAAGGCCACCAACGAGCUGUUGCUGGGCCCCGACUGGACCCUCAACAUCGACAUCUGCGACGCAGUCAACUCCGAUCACGGGCAAGCAAAAGAGGUGAUUAAAGCUUUGAAAAAACGUAUUCAGCACAAGAAUGCGAAUGUUCAAUUUCUUGCUCUGACGCUUUUAGAGACUCUAAUAAAGAACUGUGGGGAUCGCGUGCAUGUUCAAGUCAUAGAGCGCAAUAUACUGGACGAAAUGAUGAAAAUUGUGAAGAAAAAGGCAGAUAUGCAAGUGAGGGAUAAAAUCCUGACACUCCUGGACUCUUGGCAAGAAGCAUUUGGCGGGCCUGGUGGAAAGCACCCUCAUUAUUACUGGGCAUAUGCUGAAUUGAAGCGAGCUGGAGUAGAAUUUCCUAAGCGCUCACCUGAUGCUGCACCGGUAUUUACUCCUCCGGUCACGCGCCCAGCAUCUUUGCCAUCAUAUCUUCAAGCAGGGUAUGGAAUGCAAGUCGAUUCUUCCUUGACGCUUGAUGAGGUGAUGUCAUCUAACGGGGCUUCACUGAGCAUGCCAGACUUGGAACGUAUGCUGGGGGCUGCGGAACUAUUAGGCGAGAUGCUGAGAGCUGUGGAUCCAAAUGAUCAUGAUGCUGUCAAUGAUGAAAUUAUCACGGAACUUGUAAACCAAUGUCGGUCAGACCAAAAAAAGAUCUUGAGUCUGGUAAGUUCACUGAGGGAUGAGGAACUCUUGGGCCAAGCUCUUGACUUAAAUGAUAAAUUACAGAUUCUGCUUGAGAAACAUGAUGCAAUGGCAUCAGGUUCUCCUCUACCAGCCGAAGUAACAGAUGUGGUGAGUGAAUUGCCAGCAGGAACCACUCCAAACCUAGGUGAAAAGGUUGCUCCUACAGCUGCAGUUACUCCAACAAUGGUAUCAACCAAUGUUUUAAAUGACGAGGAGGAGGAAGACGAAGAUGACGAGUUCUCUCUGCUCGCUCGCAGGAACUCAAGAUUCAGACCCACAAACAGUGAGAGUGCCUCUCCUAGUUUAGGCACAUAUUCGUCAACCAUCCACGAGGGAACAUCAAGUUCAGCAGCUUCUGUUCCCUCUACAACUUCAUAUGUUCCAAGCAAUGCAUUGUCUCUGCCUGAUCCUCCAGCCCCCGUGAGGACUUCUCCAGAAGACCAGGUUAUGAGUGACCUUCUUGCACUCACCAUAUCGUCAAACCCAUCACCACCCUAUACCCCAAUAACACCUGAACCAGCCUUGAAUCAAGGUGGCUCAACAGCUAGUCAUCCACAGCCUUAUAAUGUAAAUCAAGGACAUGCAACUGCAAAUUAUGUAGCUCCAUGGGCACAGCCCCAGUCUCAAGCUGCAGGCAUUCAGCAACAGACACCAUCCCAGUCACAGUUGCCCUACAACUCAUUAGCUUACCCGCCGCCACCAUGGGCCUCCCAGGACAGCAUGGAAUCGAACCCUUUUGUGGUAUCAUCGUCCCAGCAUCAAUCAAGCUCCAACUCGCCUAUCAACGUGCCACCGAACUUGAGGCCCCUACAGCAAUCGCAGUCUUUUGCAGUGCCACUUCGCACUGCGAGUUUAGACUCACCAAUAAAUGGGAACCUGAAGCAACCACUCUCUGCUGGGGCUCGCAGACCAUCUUAUGUUUCUUCCAACAAGUUCUUCGAUGACCUGUUUGAGAGAAAUUCAGAUGGUAGCCUGAAAGUAGGCGGUACAGUUGGCAGUGGCACGUCCAGUCCAUACAAGGCAUAGUGAGGACUAUGGAAAAUAAAAUGUAAAGAAUGCUUAUCAUGCUAGACUGUUCGCUUGUCUUGAAUUUUCCAGUUAUCAGCCUGCCUGCAUGUUUGUGGGAUUUCCCCUUCUCAGCUUAGAAUGAUUUGGUUGAUGCUUCUGGCUGGGGAACUUGCUGACCUGUAAAUAAAUAAUUUAUGCCAAACCAAGCUAGUUGAAAGCAUCAGCCUAUUUGUUAGCCAAACAUUUUGAAUGGCAGUAACGAAACAGUUCGGUUCUA
Molecule: messenger RNA, 2256 nt
Organism: Setaria italica (foxtail millet)
Lineage: Eukaryota; Viridiplantae; Streptophyta; Magnoliopsida; Poales; Poaceae
Product: TOM1-like protein 6
Exons: 9
Coding region: 231-1997 (588 amino acids)
Biological process (GO): protein transport to vacuole involved in ubiquitin-dependent protein catabolic process via the multivesicular body sorting pathway
Molecular function (GO): ubiquitin binding; phosphatidylinositol binding
Source: RefSeq, a predicted model, not a curated record